AUGGUGGACGUGGCCCUGAAGCACCACAGGGCCAGACUCCAGGGCAAGCCGUCCCCCGACCCGUACCUCAAGGUCUGGGACGCCCAGAGCCAGGUCUCGGCCGCUCUCUCCUGGGACGCCGGCAGCGCGGAGCUGUGGCUGGAGGCGGGCAACCUGACGCUCACGCUCGCGGGCCUGAUGCGGGCGAUCAACGAGGGCGACCUCCUGCACGACUGCCUGGGCUACUGGGCCCACGCCCUCGAGCUGGAGGCCGCCGCCUCGGCGGGAGGCCAGCGGCCCCUGGCCUCGCGGCUGCGGGGCUGGCUCAAGCAGCUGGCGGCCGCGCCGGAGCCGGAGAUGAAGACGAGCGUCCGGACCCGGGUCCUGUUGCAGGUCCGCGGGGACGCCUGGAAGGCGGUGCAGAGGUGGGCGAAGGACCCCCCGCUCGCCCGCGGCAUCCCGCAGCGGAAGAUGGGCAGGGUCGAGAGGCAGAUCGGCCUCAUCUCGGCGCAGGCCGAGAAAGGCCUGGACGACACAUGCACGCAGGCCUCCACUGACGACGGGUGCGACGCCCGCGGCCCCGGCGCAGCCCCGCGCCCCCGCCAGGGGGGCGACUGGCUCGGCGCGAAGCUGGGCGAGGGCAAGCAACUUGUGUUCCCCACCACAAUAUACCGCACCAAUCUACGCCAGGAAUUGGGCGCGGCCUUGUUCCACAAGCUCAGCACGGUUGCCGCUGCUAAGUACAGCGAGUACAGCGAGAAGAUGAGGAAGAAGAGUGCGACUAUUACAGAGUAUGACAUCAACAACAGGUUCUUCUCUUUUCAGGAGGUCAACGAGCAUGCAUUCAGCAACCCUCGAGUCGUAAAGAAGUGGCCGGAGCUGUACGGCACAGAUGAGUUCAAGACGAUAUUGAGAUUGGCGCGCAACGCGUCUUUGGCCUAUUUCAACCAUUCGGGGAUUGACGUGGAGGGAGCCGCGCUGCAUGUCGGGGCCGGCGGCUCAUGUGGGCCGCGGUCUACCCGCAAGACCCUGCUCUUCAGGGACGCCACGGGUGGCACACGCACCAGGAGUCAAUCUUGA
Prorocentrum cordatum is the source of this 1059-nucleotide messenger RNA. The record is from the annotation of a GenBank genome assembly. NCBI's taxonomy places the organism in Eukaryota, Dinophyceae, Prorocentrales, Prorocentraceae.